AUGGCUGGUGAACUCGACAGUCGGGUGUCACCUUUGACGCUCGAAGAAAUGGCGAAAGUCAAGAACCCCAUGGACUUCUACCGACAGUACAUCGCCGAGCAGUUAUCACCCAUCGUCAACCGACCAGAGAAAGAACUCAUUCCAUUAAUACAGUGGCCCAUGACACUAGACAAGGGGGAUCUUGUGCUAGCUGUUCCUGCAUUGAGAGUGAAGGGCAAGCCGCCCCAGGAUCAAGCCAAAGAAAUCGUUGAAGCGUUCCCCAAGACGGAUGAUACCCUCGUCACAGUGAGCCAGGCAGGCCCAUUCGUCCAGUUUUUCGCGAAGCCAGAACAUAUCAUCAAGACGACCAUUCAAGAGAUCCUCACACACACGAAGGCGUAUGGUUCAAAUCCAACUCCGGGACUGAAAGACCCAUCGGACCCAUCCAAGGGGCAAAAGAAGAUCAUCGUCGAGUUCUCAUCUCCGAAUAUUGCCAAAGAAUUCCACGCAGGCCAUCUUCGAAGUACCAUCAUUGGCGGCUUUUUGGCGAAGCUCUAUCAAAUUCUGGGUUGGGAGGUAUUGAGGAUGAACUAUCUGGGAGACUGGGGCAAACAGUAUGGUCUGCUGGCAAACGGCUUCAAAGAGUUUGGCAGUCAGGAAGAAUUAGACAAGAACUCGAUCGCACAUCUGUUCCAGGUCUAUGUCCAGAUCAACAAGGUGAAAGAAGCCCAAGAUGGUCCGAUCAACGAGCUGAAGAAAGAAAUAAAAGAGAAGAAAGCUAAAGGCGAAGAUGUUUCUACACUGGAGGCCAAGCUUGCACCCUUAGUGGAAGAGAGCGAAGACGAGAAGGCGAGGAAGUAUUUCCGGAGUAUGGAAGAGGGUGAUCCGGAAGCGUUGGCGUUGUGGCAGCAGUUUAGGGACUUGAGUAUCAAGAAAUACCAGAAGACAUACGCCAGGUUGAACAUCGCAUUCGAUGUCUACUCGGGCGAGUCCCAGGUGAAGCAAGAGACAAUCAAGCAGGUGUUGGACAAUCUGAUGGCGAAAAAGAUUGCAGAAGAGUCCGAUGGAGCAAUCCUGAUCGACUUCGCAAAACAUGGCGCUAAGAAGCUCAACAAAGCUAUCAUCGUAAGGAAGGACGGCACACCGUUAUACCUGACACGAGAUCUGGCUGCUAUCCUGGAGCGAUACAAUGACUAUCAUUUCGACAAGAUGAUCUACGUUGUUGCAGACCAGCAGAAUGAACACGUCGCACAGCUUUUCAAGACAACCGAGAUCAGUGGGCACAAGGACAUUGCCGAUAAAUGCGAGCACGUCUCCUUCGGCAUGGUCAAGGGCAUGAGCACACGCAAAGGCACCGUCAAGUUUCUGGACGACAUCAUUCAGACGGUCAAGGAUACCAUGCUUGAUGUGAUGAGGAAGAACGAUCAGAAAUAUUCACAGUUGGACGAUCCAGACGCCGUGGCCGACACUCUGGCUAUCACGGCGAUCAUGGUGCAGGAUUUGACAGGCAAGGUUCGAAACGGCUACGAAUUCAACAUCAACCAGAUGACGGCAUUUGAGGGAGACACCGGUCCAUACCUGCAGUAUGCGCACGCGCGGUUGUGCUCGAUCGAACGCAAGGCGAACGCAGAUCUCAGUGCGCUGGGGUCUGCCGACUUGUCACUGCUGCAAGAGACUCACGCUAUCAACCUAGCACGAUCCCUUGCCCAGUACCCCGAUGUCGUCCUUAACACGCUCAAGACGCGCGAACCGGCCACCGUGCUGACCUACUUGUUCAAGAUGGCCCAUGCGCUGAGCUCAAGUUACGACCACUUGCAGGUGGUCGGAAGUGAACCUGAGCUGCAGAAAGCUCGAUUGGCACUGUACGAAGCUGCUCGCCAAGUGUUGUGGAAUGGCAUGACCUUGCUCGGCUUAACCCCGGUCGAGAGGAUGUAA
Messenger RNA from Cladophialophora yegresii CBS 114405, 1914 nucleotides. Its product is annotated as arginyl-tRNA synthetase. NCBI's taxonomy places the organism in Eukaryota, Fungi, Ascomycota, Eurotiomycetes, Chaetothyriales, Herpotrichiellaceae. Gene Ontology annotation, cellular component: cytoplasm; mitochondrion. The record is from RefSeq and is a predicted model, not a curated record. The transcript has a single exon. Gene Ontology annotation, molecular function: ATP binding; arginine-tRNA ligase activity. Gene Ontology annotation, biological process: mitochondrial translation; arginyl-tRNA aminoacylation. The coding region runs from base 1 to 1914 and encodes 637 amino acids.